Messenger RNA from Rana temporaria (common frog), 2064 nucleotides. It is a transcript of the gene RIC8B, whose product is annotated as RIC8 guanine nucleotide exchange factor B. The transcript has 10 exons. Gene Ontology annotation, cellular component: cytoplasm; plasma membrane. Bases 200 to 1804 code for a protein of 534 amino acids. Gene Ontology annotation, molecular function: guanyl-nucleotide exchange factor activity; G-protein alpha-subunit binding. The record is from RefSeq and is a predicted model, not a curated record. Gene Ontology annotation, biological process: G protein-coupled receptor signaling pathway. Lineage: Eukaryota; Metazoa; Chordata; Amphibia; Anura; Ranidae.
GUGGGGUUUCUUUUGAAUGAUCAUGUUAGUUAAAGCCGUAGCCUUAUUUAUGUAUGCCCGGGAUAGGUGGAGCAGUGCAGCAGUUUUCAGGUUGAGUUGAGGGAUCGUGCGCAUGCGCAGACAGAGAGUCUGGGAGUAUAAAGAGCGAAAGAUUUGGUUGUAGUUUAUUUAGUAAGUUCCCUUCACUUCCGGUACAGACAUGGACCUCAGCACUCUGCUGGUGGAAGUCAGCGCCGGGAGCCACGAAGAGACAGCUGCAGCCUUGAAGGAAUACAAUGAACAGAAUCGCUCGCUGUUUCAAUUUAAUUCGGCUGAUGAGGACAAAAGAAAGAAACUAUGUGAAUCUAUUUUCCAAGUACUGGAAAAGGGAAGCGGCACGUCUUGCCAGAUUGCCUGCUUGGAGGCUCUCCGAAUCCUCUCCCGGGAUAAAAAGGUUUUAACGCCAGUGGUCACAAGGGAGAACAUGAAGACCCUCAUGAAACUGGCGAAACUGGAUCCUGAACUGAAAACUCUAGGUGACUCUGAAGACUUUCCAGUUAUUGUGGAAUCGUUGAAGUGCUUGUGCAAUAUUGUGUUUAAUAGUCCUGAGGCACAGAAACUGAGCCUGGAAUUAAAUAUGGUUUCUGGACUCUGCCACCUCUUGGAGAUGUGCGACGGUGGGCAGACAAUCAAUGACAUUCGCUGUUUUGAUUUGAGGCUACUCUUUCUCUUAACACUGCUGCAUACAAACACCAGGUCUAAACUGAAAGAGGAACUGCAAGGACUCCCACUGCUGACAAACACCCUGGAGAGCAUUUUGGGGAUUCACUGGGUUGGGGAGUACCGAGCUGCUGCAGUGUCUGGCACCCAACCAUUGGCUAUGAAGGAGACCGACUGCAUUAUAGAGGCACUAAAGGCUCUCUUUAAUGUGACUCUGGACAGCUGGAAUAUCCACAGUGAGAGUGAUGCUCACCAGUUUCGUCACCUGGUUGCACUCUUACGGCAUAUUUUACUGGCCCGGGGUCCUUCUGAGGAGAAGUCUGAGGAGCUGCACAGCAAUACGAUCAACUUGUUGAGCAAUGUUCCAGUCUCCUGCCUGGAUGUUCUCAUCCAAUCACGUGGACAAGAAAUGUCUGCAAACAACAAUGAGCCAGACAUGGAGGCAAUUCAACUCAUUCUGAAUUUUAUGGAGAAGAGAAUAGAUAAGGGCUGCAGCUACAGAGAAGGUCUCACACCCGUUCUUAGCUUACUUACAGAAUGUUGCAGGGUCCACAGAAGUAUCCGGAAAUACAUCAAAGCAAAGGUUCUUCCUCCACUGAAGGAUGUAAGUAACCGACCAGAGAUUGGGACAACAGUAAGGAACAAACUGGUGCGGUUGAUGACCUAUGUGGAUUUAGGAGUGAAGCAGAUCGCAGCUGAAUUUCUGUUUGUUCUCUGUAAAGAAAGAGUGGACAACCUACUGAAGUAUACUGGUUAUGGAAAUGCAGCUGGGCUUCUUGCCGCCCGAGGGCUCCUGGCUGGUGGUAGAGGUGAUCGCUGGUAUUCUGAUGAUGAGGAUACUGAUACUGAAGAAUACCUCCAGGCAAAACCAAACAUAAAUUUAAUCACGGGUCAUGUGGAGGAACCAAUGCCAAACCCAAUGGACGAAAUGACAGAGGAACAGAAGGAGUACGAAGCUAUGAAACUGGUCAGCAUGUUUGACAAACUGUCCAGGGAAGAUAUUAUUAAACCAAUGGGCGUGAGAGCAGAUGGGACGAUGGCACCAAUGGAAGAAGUUAUACAUGGUACACGGGUGCCCGAGCCAGAGGACUCCGAUUCAGACUAACACAAUCUCCUGUGUUUUUUUUUUACUUUUGUUUUUGAUAUCUAUUUAUACUCUUGAUAAGUCAGAACAUUUUGUCUUUAAGAAGUAAAAAUAAGGUAUAUACUUUUUUUUUCUGUUACCUUUUCACCAAACUACUGUCCAUUACAUUUAUAAAUGGUUUAUAAUAAACAAAAAUAGUUAUUGUAGGGGUGAUGGAAGAUGGGUGUUUCUGCAAGCUGUGAAUAUUUUAAAUAAAAUCCAAUGGUGUGAUUCACCUAUUA